Molecule: messenger RNA, 1329 nt
Organism: Tigriopus californicus
Lineage: Eukaryota; Metazoa; Arthropoda; Copepoda; Harpacticoida; Harpacticidae
Exons: 2
Coding region: 364-1320 (318 amino acids)
Molecular function (GO): metal ion binding
Source: RefSeq, a predicted model, not a curated record
UAUUAAAUGGAUUUGAAACGUCACUAACGUGUACCGUAGGAAAAAAGAGAAACAGCAUUCAAGCUUGUAAUAACUUUUGUUGGUUUAUUGUGACUCUUGGUCAUGUCAUACGGUAAAAUGUACCAAACUGUAUGUAUAAAUAUCAUAUCCAAAAAUCGAUUCAUUUAGAAUUCGCACUCAACUUGGGCUAUUUUUAUUUUCACUUGGGGACUUGAAAACUCGAUUUUGUUUUUUAUCAGCUCGUAUUUUUCGUAUACGCGAUUUGCAACAUUGAAAACCUUCAGCCGAAUGAAAGUCUAGAAUAAAUCAUCCGAUUCUUUUAAGACGUGGGCAAAAUAAUUCAGAUCAGCGUACCAGUCAGUGAUGUGUAUGGGAGUGAAUUUCAAUGGCAAUCGAAUCUUGUUACAGGAAAGAGACAACACGUGGCUCCAAUUGCCCGUUUGUCCGCUUGAAUUCAAAACACGAGAAAAAUGCACUCUCCCAACAGACCAAUGUCCUUACGCCCAUCCACAAGACCAUGUCAAGGCUCUACCGUGCGGAUACGUGGUGUCUUGUCAUGAUUUUGUAUUCAGCCAUGGCUCCAAAAAGCGAGGUUGUGUUAGAAACAAUUGCAAAUUCUUUCACCCACCCAUGCAUCUCCGGAUAGCGGUGAUCAAUGCGGGAAAGAACAAUAAACGCAUCCGCGCCGAGCUAUUUCGACAAAUACCGGCUCAACCUAGUCUGGGAAUAAGAUCUUUAGCCCCAGGAGGUAUAAUGCCAAGCCCACAAUGGCCACCACUGGCCAAUACAGCUCCCUACUUGUGGCCUCACCCUGAUGUUACCGACCAAUUUGCCAAAAGCCAGCCUUUGACCAACAACGUCAUGGAGAUGGCUUUGACCACCAAUAAUCUUGGUUUACACUCUGGAUAUGGCUUGCAUGGAUAUCCGAACCCUUUUCCAACCAUUUGGUACCCAGCCCCAAACCUUGUUGACGCUCCAAAAUCAACAGGAAGGUCCGAUAACUCUGAGCCCAGCGAGUCUUCUCCGAUAUCUUCUGGUCUUCUCCCCUCACCUCCUCGAAAACGUAAUUCUAUGAAUGAGGUCAAUCCAAUGGAGACGAAGAGACGUUUCACAACAAAUUCUGAUGAAGUCCCUCCGGGUUUUGAAGCUCCUUUGGUCUUCUAUCAGCCGUGGAGCCCAACUUCGGCGGUGAGCCACGACACUGGGGUUAAUAAUGCGUUUCUACAAUACCAACAGCAACUGGGUUUCGCCCAACAAGCGAUGGCUUAUCAACAAAGCCUUUUACCCAUGGGAUAUCCAUUUAACAUCAAUAAACAAUGAAUUACUGCA